Molecule: messenger RNA, 4845 nt
Organism: Carassius carassius (crucian carp)
Lineage: Eukaryota; Metazoa; Chordata; Actinopteri; Cypriniformes; Cyprinidae
Exons: 7
Coding region: 287-4165 (1292 amino acids)
Biological process (GO): cell differentiation
Source: RefSeq, a predicted model, not a curated record
GCGUUCAAGUACCUAAGAGCGUUUGGGAACUCCCUUUUAAUUCUCACCUGGAGCCUCUUGAAGAGUAAGCAGAGAGGAGUAUCUCAUGCCAGAGGAGAGCACAGUCUGCAAGUACUGUUCAAGACUGGCUGCUCUCUAAGGAACAAGAGUUUCCUAAGAAAACCGGAAUACUGUGGAUAUGUCUCACCUGAACUUUCCAGACCAGAUUAACAUGGACCGUCCGAUGUAAAGGAUUUUAUAGCACCGAGCAAAGAAACUGAGGGAUCCCGGAGUUACAGGCUGCGCAAUGUCAUCUGGCCGUGAGUCUGUAGGGGAUCUGAUUCCCCCAGAUAUGCUGCAGGUGUUUAAUGAGGAGUGGCAGGGCAGCAGGGGCAAACGGGGCAGGAGAAAGGCAGGAUCCUUCAGCCGUGCCUUCAAGUGGUUGAAGAGCCAGCGUAGGAAAACCCGCCAACGUGGUACAGAGAUUCAUGGAGACUUGCUCAUCGCUGGAUCACCUGUAGAACUACCAAAAUCUACACUUGCAACAGGCCAUAAAGAGGAAGCUGUGGGUGCUACUUCUGUUCAGGGGUUCCAAGAAAAUGUGUUUGUGGAGGGUAAUCAGCCUAAAUAUGUGUUGGACCUUCACACAGAGGCACAGCAGGGCCUUAAAAUGCAGCAGCAAGAGGAUGAUAGGAAUGGGAUUGAUUACCCUGAUGACCAAAGUAUGAUUUCAACAGUAACAGCUCAGACUGAAUACAGCAUGGCCUUCAGUGAACUGCGAGGCUUUGAGUCUGAGAGCACAGCUGCUGAUUCGGUUUCCAUGCGCUCAUCCAUUUCUUCACGAUCAACACGCUCAGGACUCAAACGUCAAGCCUCAACGUUCAGACCUUUGAAGCCAGAUAAGACUGCAGAGAAGACAAAGUCUCGUAGGAGACAUGUGAGAACUGUUGUAGGAAUUCCUCGACACAUCCAGAGAGAACUGGGUUUGGACAGGGCAGCAUGGAUCACCACCAGUCCUCUUGAUGGAGACAUGAUCAUACCCACCAUAAUUUCCACUGUGGAUGGUGUGUCUUUCAGCUCUGAACAAGAAAGUGUACAAGACCAUCUACAAGUUGUGCAGAACCUGUACACUGUUAAGGAAAACAAUGCAGAGCUCCUCACACUGACAAAACCUAAAAAUGACAUCUUCCAAGGGCUCAUGAACCAUUCUGUAGAUCCAGAAAAGUCAGGAGCAGGCAUUCUAGGUGUUCCUUGGACAGAGAACCAAACUGGUGCGGUGAUGUCCAUCUCACCUCAGGCCACAUACAUGUCUAAAAUCAUUCCAAAUGCUGUUCUUCCACCAUCUGUGGAUGUUGUGGAAAUCAGUCGGAGCCAAAGUCGCAGCAGUGUCCGAACCGUCAGCAAGAGCAGUCUGGUGUCAGCCAGCCCAGCAUCCACACGUGCUUCCUCCAGAGUCUCUUCACAUCGUUCCACAGCCUGCUCACACUACUCUGGGUGGAGCCACUCGGGAUCGUCAGAAACACUAGUAUCAGAUUCUUCUACCAUCUCCAGCAGUAGCACUCCCCGUGUGGCCAGCAGAGGGAGUCAGGUUGAAAACACUGAUAGACCAGCCAAGCUGAAAAAUGAUGGUUCCCAUGUUAAAACUACUCAUGUGAAUGGGGGCUCUACAGAGGAGGAGGAUAGCAGAAAAACAGGAUCUGCUGCUGCUUUCACACGUAACCUAUCAGUGAUUAAAAGGGGAAACAAACCUCCAGCUCCUCCCAGCAGGUCAUACUCUUUACACAAUGGGAAACAGGCCUGGAAGGCAUCUAAGAGUAAUACCUAUUUUGCUGAUGUCAGCACUCCAGAUGAGUCCCCAUACCCAGGUGUAAUUUCUGUAUCUAAAACGAAGGCCACCAUUCACAAGUUGAGCCCUAAAAUAGGCAUACCUUCCUCCAGUGGACCCACAACUAUCACAUCAGAGGAGAGCCAGCCAGUCAGCAGAAACAAGAAAACAAUGUUACCUGAAAUAAAGAUAUACAGCAAUAACCUUCAAGUGUCUUCCAUUGAUGCACCCUAUUCAUACACAAAUGGCACCAGUAAGCUUGCUGAACUUAAGAACACCCUUCUGUCAAAAAGUCUAAUUAAUAGUAACAGUUCCUCCCCAGCUGUAAUGGCUCUCCGAUCUCUGUUUGAGAUUCCCUCCCACCCCAAAGUACUGGCUCCGCCAGCUCCUCCUCCUGAGACCUGGGCUCACAACCAACGAACUUUUGAACUGCUGUGUGGACCCGGACCUGUUAACUAUGCACGCUGGGCCAAAAAGAGAGGUCUUAAAAUAGCAGAUGAACCAGAAGUAGCCUUGGCAAACGCUGACCGAGUAAAUGCAACAUCUCUAUUGCAGGCAGUAGAGAUAAAAGGCAAAAUUGAAUCCAUAGCACCAUUUGCUUGUGUUGCCCCAUCUCCAUCACCUCCCCCAGAACAUUGCCCACCAAUACCAUACAACAGCCAAGCCAUACCUCCUCCACCCCCUCCAGACUUUGUUCCUCCAACUCCUACCCUAGCUGCCAAAGCAAUAAAGGACUUAACUAGUUGGAUCCCUCCACCUCCUCUGUUUCCUCCUCCGGCGCCUCCAGCAGGUACGGCUUCGGCAACUCCUAUCGCUGUGCAAAAUGAUACCGACUUUCCUCCACCGCCCCCACCAUUUUCGCCAGAGUUUUUACUGACAAUGCCUCAAUUACCUCCAGAUAUUCCCUUGCCACCGCCGCAGGAAGUUCCACCUCCACCAAGACCACCUUCUGAACCACAGAAAAUCCCAUCCCCUCCACAAGAAUCUUCAACACACAAUGUGUUAGUAACAUCAUCUGAAACUUCUCAACAAAUCAACGUUCCUCCACCUCCUCCACUGCUCACUGAUGUAAGAUCUCAACGAGUCAGUGUUUCUCCACCUCCUCCUCCACUACGUACUGAUGUAAUAUCUCAACAAGUCAGUGUUCCUCCCCCUCCUCCUCCACUACCUAGUAAUGUAAAAAUGGAGGACAGACUAGAGACAACAGAAUCAGAAAAACGGACGAGCACUCCCUCUCCUGCCAAAGAGGAGACCUCUGGUCCUUUGGUCACCCAGUCUCUCCUACAGAUGGUUCAUCUUAGGUCAGUUAAGUCCAAUCAGAGCCUUGCUGUAGAAACUGAUAAAACAUCACAACCCAAACCUAAAUCAAGUGGCAAUCAAGAGGCACCUCCAAAGCCAAUCAGAAGGUCUUUGAUUAUAACAUCAUUGCCCCCUGAUGUGGAAGCUCUUUCCAACACAGAGCAAAAAACUGAAGCUUCGUCCCUCAACACAAACGCAACCACUGUAUUAAGUACUCAGCAAGGAUCAUCUGAACGAGAAACUCAAUCAAAUAAGAUUUCUCAACAAACAGAAAAAACAAUACUUGAGCCAAAUGUUCCAUCAGCUACAUGUCCACCUACCGAACCAAGUAACAAUCCAGCUCCUCCUGAACCAGCAACUAAACAACCCUGUGCUGAAAUAGAACUCAAACCCCAAACCCUCAUGGAACAAAUUCAACAUUUAGUGCCUGACCCAGCAACCCUGCUAAGCACAACAGAACCAAACGACCAAUCAAUCAAAGAGCAAAAGUCUCAACAUCAGGCACAAGAACCCAAAAAGACCCCACAUAAUUCAGAGAAGCAAUUAAGCAAUGUUGAAAUGCACUCAAAGGUAGAAGAGGAGCAGCCAAAGACCCAAACAGCAAUGCCUAUUGUCUCUUCCACACCUCCCAUAGUCUCUUCGCCAGCUAACCCCUCCAUGCGUCUCCAGGAUGCCAUUCGUCUAAAGGCUGCCACUAUGUCUUCAAAAGACAACCAAGCCAAGCGUUUUGGUCUGUGCUCCCCUCCCCCAGCCAUGGCUAGUGGCACCACUGUACCAAACUCCCCUGCAUCUACAGCCAGCUUCGUCUUCUCCAAAAGCCCAAAGAAUAGAGAAAAAAAGCCCAUAAUAGAGACACCAUCAUCCUUAGAGGUUCAGGGUGACCUGAGGAAAACUCUGGUGGCAGAGUUAGCAUCUGUCUCUGAUUUAGCCAAGUCUACUGACUCGCACAAGAUGGCUAACAAAGUUCCUCCACCUAUUGCUAAGAAACCCAACACUAAGGUUGAGAGAGUUGCUCAGAACUCUGCAGAGGCCGAAUCUGUAGCCAAGACUGAGCAUGUGUAAACAGAAACUGUACAAACUGCCGGACAGGAAGUACAGAGAACUAUGAGAAAAGAAGUGAAUGAACGUGCACAAAUGAUUAAUAACCCUUGAGUUUUUGCUUUAUUUUGCAGAUAAACCAGGCUUUAGAUCCUAGGCCCAAACUGCUUAAGCAAUUUUUAAAUAUACCAAAAAAGUCUUUAUGUACAGAUAGGCAUAUUGCACUUUUUGUACACUGGUUUAGUGUUACUGAUUCUCAUUCAUCAUGGGAAUGCAUGUCACUGGUAUUUGGAAAUUAUAAAUAUUCUUAUUUUAUUUAUAUGUCCUCAGACUUAAACAGAAGCCAUGCUACCUUCUAGUUUAGUGAACUCCUCCCUACUGGUAGCACUAUAAUAACUGUGUGGCAACAUAGCAGGAACGCACCAAAAGAGAAGUUUGUAAGUUUAUAAUGGAAUUGAGCAAUCAAUCUCUAUGCUGGAUUUUUACAGAUAUCAAUGAAUGACUGAAUAUGGGAGCAGUACGAAAGGAAAUUAAGGUAAAGAAUGUAAAGAAGGUGAACAAAAAGACAGAGAACAGAUGGGAGAAUAGACCACUUGUUUUGGGGUGGGGGUUGUGACUAUUCUGUUUUCCAUUUGCAGAGUGUAGCUAAGCCUAUUUUUACUAAAACGCCAACUCCUUAAAGGUAAUGUUAAUGACAUUCCCCA